UUGCAUACGACACAAUCUGUCAGGCAGUAAACACUUUACAAUGACUAAUUGAUCUGCUGUAAAAGGCGCAAAGUGCUACCUGCUCUAAGCCUCUCUCAAGCCUGUGUUCAUUCAGUGAUAAAAAAAAUAUGUGUUUUUGUCUGUUUUUAUGACACAUUUUGUCGUAAACAAAAACAACUUUAGAAUGGUUAGGGUGGGGAUGAUAAGAAGCAAAUUGCGCGGAGAAGAGAAAAUAUAAAACCUAACAGGAUCUCAACCGAUCAUCACAGUCUGCCAACUGACAUAGAAGUGACAACUUAACUGUCAAAGAGUGUUCUUUAAGAAAAGUGAAUAAAAAGUGACUAAAUUUUUACUCAAAAUGCAAACCGAAAUGCAAAUUCAGGCCACCAACUACCUUUCGGGAAUAUUUUUACAAAAAUUCAACCCCACAACUAGCGAAAAAGCUGUUUUAAAACCUUUAGCUUGCCAUCAUGAUCUUACACCAGCAAGUGUUGACACAAUCAUCGACUUCGAGAUGAAAAAAGUCAUGGCCAAGUACACUGCUGAAGAGGCAAGCUUCGUAGAUCAGAAAUUAAUUGAAAAUCCAGUGAUCGUCGAACGAAGACCGUCAAAUCGAUCGGGCUCUGAAUCAAGUUCAUCAGUUCGUGAUCCAUUGCAACAACAAAGAGCCGAAUCGUGUCGAAAGUCAAGAAUCAAUAACAAAAUCAAGAAGGCCAAGUCCAAGUUUCGUCAUAAGUUUAUUACAAUGAAAUUGGCCCAAAAUGCUGCUGCACUGGAAUGUAUCAGAGAUGUGAUUGCUCAUGCUGAAGCUAAGCUUAAAAGUACCGGUUGCAGUGAGGCUACAUUGAGAAAGUUGCGAAGUGCUAUGGGAGUUGAUCGAAUGGAAAUUGAUAAUUUGACAGAGAUAACUCGUCAGUUGGGUAAUGUUACUGAUAAAUAAGAACGAUUUUUAAUUUUUUUUUUGACAAAAAAUGUAAAUAAUUGGUUGAAUGUGUAAAUAUUUAUUUUAUAAGAAAAAUGUGUAAUAUUAUUUUAAUAGAUGAAAUAACAAAUAAAUGUGAUUAAUUUAAGAUUCAGUAAACAAA
Episyrphus balteatus (marmalade hoverfly) is the source of this 1085-nucleotide messenger RNA. Its product is annotated as protein sisterless A. The transcript has a single exon. Lineage: Eukaryota; Metazoa; Arthropoda; Insecta; Diptera; Syrphidae. Bases 359 to 940 code for a protein of 193 amino acids. The record is from RefSeq and is a predicted model, not a curated record.